UUCUCGCAUGAAUCUCCUCGACCCCUUCCUGAAGAUGACCGAGGAGCAGGAGAAGUGCCUGUCCGGCGCCCCCAGCCCGAGCGGGUCGGACGACUCGGCCGGCUCGCCCUGCCCGUCGGGCUCCGGCUCGGACGCCGAGAACACCCGGCCGCAGGAGAACACCUUCCCCGCCGCCGACGCGGACCUGAAGAAGGAGAGCGACGAGGAGAAGUUCCCGGUGUGCAUCCGCGAGGCCGUCAGCCAGGUGCUCAAGGGCUACGACUGGACCCUGGUGCCCAUGCCCGUGCGGGUGAACGGCUCCAGCAAGAACAAGCCCCACGUCAAGCGCCCCAUGAACGCCUUCAUGGUGUGGGCGCAGGCCGCCCGCAGGAAGCUGGCCGACCAGUACCCGCACCUGCACAACGCCGAGCUCAGCAAGACCCUGGGCAAGCUCUGGAGGUUGCUGAAUGAGAGCGAGAAACGCCCGUUUGUGGAGGAGGCUGAGAGGCUUCGGGUGCAGCACAAAAAAGACCAUCCAGACUACAAGUACCAGCCCCGGAGAAGAAAAUCCGUCAAGAAUGGGCAGGCGGAGCAGGAGGAAGGCUCUGAGCAAACCCACAUCUCUCCUAAUGCCAUCUUCAAGGCCCUGCAGGCAGAUUCUCCCCAGUCUUCGUCCAGCAUGAGUGAAGUGCACUCCCCUGGGGAACAUUCUGGCCAAUCUCAAGGGCCGCCUACCCCUCCUACAACCCCUAAAACAGAUGUCCAGCCUGGAAAGCAAGACCUGAAGCGAGAAGGACGCCCCCUGCCAGAAGGAGGGAGGCAGCCACCCCACAUCGACUUCCGAGACGUGGACAUUGGUGAGCUCAGCAGUGACGUCAUCUCAAACAUUGAGACCUUUGAUGUCAAUGAGUUUGACCAGUAUCUCCCUCCCAAUGGCCACCCAGGCGCUCCAGUCACCCAUGGCCAACCAGGCCAAGUCACUUAUACCGGCAGCUAUGGAAUCAGCAGCACAACGGCUACACCAGCAGGUACUGGUCACGUCUGGAUGUCUAAGCAACAGCCACCCUCUCAGCAGCCACCGUCCCAAGCUCAGCAGCAAGCACCGCAGCAACAGCAGCAUACACUAACCACCCUGAGUAGCGAACAGGGGCAGCCUCAGCAGAGGACACACAUCAAGACCGAGCAGCUCAGUCCCAGCCAUUACACUGAGCAGCAGCAGCAUUCUCCUCAGCAGAUCAGCUAUACCUCCUUCAACCUCCAGCACUACAGUUCUUCCUACCCCACUAUCACUCGCUCCCAGUAUGACUACACCGACCACCAGAGCUCCAACUCCUACUACAGUCACGCAGCCGGCCAGAGUUCCAGCCUCUACUCAACAUUCACCUACAUGAACCCCACCCAGAGGCCAAUGUACACACCGAUUGCAGACACGACAGGGGUGCCUUCCAUUCCUCAGACCCACAGCCCACAACACUGGGAACAGCCUGUCUACACACAACUCACAAGGCCAUAAGGCUUUCAGAGAUGGUUAGACUUCCUCAGACUUACAAAAGACAUUUAAGCUAAAAGUGAAUGGAAAAAAAA
Euleptes europaea (tarantolino) is the source of this 1563-nucleotide messenger RNA. RefSeq names its product SRY-box transcription factor 9 (gene SOX9). Gene Ontology annotation, cellular component: nucleus. The coding region runs from base 8 to 1492 and encodes 494 amino acids. Lineage: Eukaryota; Metazoa; Chordata; Lepidosauria; Squamata; Sphaerodactylidae. Gene Ontology annotation, biological process: oligodendrocyte differentiation; chondrocyte differentiation; negative regulation of transcription by RNA polymerase II. The transcript has 3 exons. Gene Ontology annotation, molecular function: RNA polymerase II cis-regulatory region sequence-specific DNA binding; DNA-binding transcription factor activity, RNA polymerase II-specific. The record is from RefSeq and is a predicted model, not a curated record.